This is a messenger RNA of Aspergillus viridinutans, 471 nucleotides long. RefSeq lists its product as uncharacterized. NCBI's taxonomy places the organism in Eukaryota, Fungi, Ascomycota, Eurotiomycetes, Eurotiales, Aspergillaceae. The transcript has a single exon. The record is from RefSeq and is a predicted model, not a curated record. The coding region runs from base 1 to 471 and encodes 156 amino acids.
AUGGCACUCACCUAUCUGGCUAUCCAUCGCCUGUUCGAGACAUACUUGAGUGCAAGGGCAAUGGGAUCUCUUGAUUAUGCUGCAGUCAUCGCGACUGCCGUGCGCGAGCUUGAAAAUACGGAUAAGAACUUAGACAGCUUGGAAGGAGGCCUUCUGGAAGUUAGACGACUUGUUAUGCAGGCUCACGACAAGGUGGUGAGGUCUCCAGAGAUAAGCAAGAUGCAGGCAUCUCAAUGUAAGCGGGUGCUGGAGCUCGGACGGAAAAUCAUCCACUCUCAUGAUACGGUGCUUUCGAUGUCUCCAGAGAUAAGGGAGCUGCAUGCGGCUCAAUGUACUCUGACGCCGGAGCGACGCCAGACAUUUGUUUGUGAAGAAGAGUCGCAGACUGCCGUUGGGGAGGACGGAAAUCGUUAUCGUCGGGAGCUUGAGGGGCAAAGAUCGCUACAGGAUUACGCAGGUGUUGGGCUCUAG